AAAAUUUUAUUUUACAACACUUGUGACCUGACAUGUUCUUACGAAUUAUGUGUGAGCCAUCAAAUCGACUUGGCAUUUCGAUUACAAUUGCAGCGUUAUUGAUAUUUUACAUUCUAUUAUUGAAAGUAAAUGAGAUGGGUUUGGAACUCAAUAUCGAUUUUCCAAAUCAAGAUUUGAUACCAGUAGAGGUUAAAAGUGAGACGACAGAAUCUGAGUUCUGGCCAAGCCUUGAUGAUGGCUUGCCAUUAAGACUCAUGGAGUAUAUAAAAGAACAUGGAGAAAAAGUAAGAAAACCUGAUAUGCAUACGGAGUAUAUAGUAUACACUUGUACAGAGCAAAACGAGAGAUGCGGGGGUAUCGGAGAUAGAUUGCGAGGGAUAGUAUCGCUUUUCAUGUUGUCAAUCUCUACGAAUAGGGUGCUGGUGAUUGAUUGGAGCUAUCCUUUUGCCUUAGAGGAAACUCUCAUCCCAGGGAUGGUCGACUGGCUAGCCCCUCUAAGAACUGUACAACUCUACGAGACUGCGAAUCCACAUAAAACAGUCAGCCUGCUCAGCAUGGGUGAGGCUAAUUACACGGAGUGGACUAGGGUGUCACAAAGCGACGCAAAAAUUGUCCGGAUUACUACGAAUAAUAUUCGUCGUGGACUCUCAGCUUUGUCUGCAGCAAAGAAUAUGAUUAGUCAAAUGGAUUUAUACCGACCCGGACAAAGAAUUCCACAGUUACUGUGCUCAUGGAUUUUACGAAGUCUGUUCGUGCCCAACCCAGAUACGAUAAGAGUCGCCAAUGAACAACUGGCACUGAUCGGUAUCGACCCCGAUCGCCCGUUUGUUGCGAUUCACGCACGAUUUGGACACACUAACAACGACAAAGGCGCAAGCCAGUUCAAAACUGACCCAGCACGCUUGGGACUUGAAGACAUUCCCAAAAUAGCUCGUUGUGCUAGUAAAAUUAACUCGCAGAUGCGGUUCAAGGGAAUAGCCGUGCAAAAUGCAACAUUCUUGGCUGCAGAUAGCAACGAGGGAAAAUACAUUUUUCGAGAACAAUUGCAGGACGUCAAAUAUUUCUCAGCGCAUGCUUUCCAUAUCGAUAAAGUGAGAAAAGAUCGUGGAGAGUAUGAUGCAGCCGAAGCAGAUAUGCUCAAUCAGCUAACAUGGGCUGAGUUUCUCAUUUUGUCGAAAUCUGAAUGCGUGGUGUCAACCAGAAGUGGAUUUUCGGAAUGGGCGAUUGCUUUCAGCAAAAAUCCCCAGACUGGUAAGCGAUGUGCCCAGGCUGGUACCGAGUGUGAAAACAUCAAUUGGAAUAAAAUUAUCGGCUAAUACAAC
Molecule: messenger RNA, 1322 nt
Organism: Sphaeroforma arctica JP610
Lineage: Eukaryota; Ichthyosporea; Ichthyophonida
Exons: 1
Coding region: 33-1316 (427 amino acids)
Source: RefSeq, a predicted model, not a curated record